AUGCAACAUCCAAUGUGUGCGUCGUACUUGUCGGCAGAGGAGGCAAAAACAGCAGUGACGCAACGUGUGACUUGGACCUAUGGGGUGGACGAAACAAGGCCGCUAGUCGACUUGAACGAAACUCCUUCACCGACUGGGACAUCAAACGGCGCGCACCCCUGCGCGCGACGCCAGAGCAGCGCUCAGGCAGCAGCUAAUGUGAACUCAGAAGCAACCAGUGCAAAUAACGAGACCGAUGCCCCAACCAUGAGCGGCCAGAGCUCGUUUCAGCCAGCGUCUGAGGUGCAACAUUUCAAGUUGUCUCUUGUGAAAACUGCAUCCCCAAAGAUCGUUUCCCACCUGCAAUCCGAAGAGACAACCCAAGUGUACAGCAAAACGGUUCCACAGCAUACAAGCCACAGCGAUGAGAACGCAACCUUGCACGACAUGCCAACCCAGAGCAUGUGCCAGAUGGUAGCAGAGAGAAAAGAUCAGGGCAGCCCUCAGGUGACAGCUGAAGUCAUAGCAGACUCGGCCUCGUCACAGAAGCAAGAAGUUACAGUGUCAGCACCUAGCCACGGCAAGUUUCCAUUAGUGCAGGUAAAGCCUGAGCGGGAUGCCUCGCCGGGCGACGACCCAUCACCGCAGGUGACAAGCCAGAGCAGCGCUCAGGCAACCACAUCAGACAAAAGCGACGAAAAGGCCACAUCGGCUCGUCCGAGCCAUUCUAGGAUUUUUUUUUGUGCCAGUGAAGACGCAAGCCAGCCCGAGUCAGUCGCAGAUCCAGCUUUGAAUGGCGAAUCCUUCGUAGCCAGUGUGAGACCCAACGUAUUGUCACAAGAUUACACGGGUGCAGAGUGGAAAGACCCCGACGUCGACAUGUUGUUGCAAUUGAGCAAUGCGACUGACACACUCACCAUUCGAACCGGGCACAACUUCUGGGACCAGUGGCAGAAUGACUUUCUCCCCAGGGCUUUUCCCUUCAGCCUCCCCGCACCCGUCAGUGGUCCGGACUUCCCCCACAAAGAGCGCCCACGGAGGCCCGCAGAUGCGCCGCACUUGCAACCCUUGGCACACUUGAAACUCCUGGCCGGACGCAUUGAGAGUUCAAUUCGUAACUCAUGGGAUCUGAUUCCCGGGCUGCGACGAUUGACAUUCAAAUGGCACUCGGUGUGGCAGGGCUCGCUUUGGCGGAAAUGGAAGUCACAACGGCAAGCCAUUGCACCGGCACCUAUGCUCAAGUGGGUCCAAGCGGCUCGUGGCCUCUACAACAAGCUGAGAUCCGGCACAUAUACCACUGCAGGUGGGAAGCCCAAACCCAUACACUUUGACACCCGCAAACUCCCCUAUGCCCGCGGCCUCACAACCGAUGAAAAGGAAUUGCUCCAGGACGUGAAAGGCAUGCAAGGCCAUAUGCCUGGAACGAUUGAAGUACGACGUCGGAUUGGACGUUUCCUCUUCGGGGCCAGGGUUGAGAUGGGAGAACCCCUCUUCAUCACCAUAUCUCCCACAACCCGUCAUAACACCUUGUGCAUCAAAUUCAGCCGCUAUCGCGCCGCAGAUCCUGGCGGAGCCGCCGACGGAGCGCGCGAGCGCCCGAAGCUAUGGGAGACGGCAGAAGCGACCAUCGACGUGCCGCCAUACGACACUCGCAGACAGCUCACUGCGAGGGAUCCGUGGGCCGUCGUUCUCAGCUUCCAAACCGUGGUGCGGUGCAUCUUCGCCAAACUGCUUGGCAUCCGCAUGUGUUUUCGUUGCCCAGCAUGCGAUUGCCGCGAUGCACGCGGACACGGGUGUCACGUGACGGGGGGCAUCCUUGGCAUUGCCAGCGGCCUAUGCGGAGCAAUCGAAUACCAAGCCAAUUCCACACCGCAUUUCCACUGCAACGUGUACAUCGCGUCCAUUUGGCAACAAUCUUUGAGUGAACUUGCAGCCAAACUGAAUGACAGCACCAUCACAUUCGAGGACGUGCAACAAUUCUUGACAUGGGCACACUCCGAAUCCCAUCUUGACCUAGCAAACCAUACGCAACAGCAAGACCACCUUGAAGCAGACUGGGCCCAGAACAACUGCAAAGCAAGCCACGAUUUUUUGUGUCAGUGGCCCAAAUUCCUUGCCGAAGACAAAGCGGCCAGUCCAUGGUUGAACGCAGUGGAACCCAAGCAGGCAUUGGCCGACGCAAGUCGUUUCAUCCACCACUACCGUCGAGCAGCACAGAGCAAGAUCAGCCAUCAGCAGCUUCACUGGCAUCCGUGGAACGUCGCGCAGAAGUGUCGGUUGCCAAUCGCCGGUUGCAGAAAGAAGGGGGCGCCAAACAAGUGUAAGCACAAUUUUCCAAAAGCGCUGAACGAAAAGGUUCGAGUAAUUUGCAGAGGGAACGCACGAAAAUUUGCACAGAGCACUGCCGGGCGACGGAAUGCACUGGGCAUGGUCUUAGACAAAAGAGACGAUCCUUGGUUGUCAGGCACCAUGCAUGCAUUCGCCCUCAUGUUAUUUGGCAACUCACACACCGCAAUAAAUUUCCGGGUGCCCUUGUCGGCGAACACCCACGACACCGACUGCACCCGAGGCUGCUUGGCAAAGAACAUGCUCCCAAAACUGCAACGGGCGAUGGCGCAAGCAGCCCGCCGGUCCACCAGAUAUUUCACCGGCUAUUUGCAGAAGCCGCAGCCGCUGGGGAGAAAAGAAUUGCAACAAGCGGCCAAGCAAUUGCAUUUCCUGGAAGAAGCAUCCGCAAAAGAUGACGCGGCAGCACACUACCGUAAAGUUGUGCAUAGAGUCUUCGGGGAUCUCGAAUUUCGUUGCUCAGUACGCCCAGUCACAGAAGAAUUCAUGCUUGCGGGCUUCAGCAACAUGACCGAUCCCACGACCGCCGAGUGCAUCCGGACUUUUCCCGUUGUCCCGUUUGUAGGAAUCGAGUGGGUUGGUAUAUUAGACCAUGUCACAGACAUUCGUCAUAAAGUGGAACCCCCCAACCCGCACAAGAGUACAUUGAAGUCCUCCGAAGUAUACGGGUGGCGGGGAACCGACGAGCGGGUGUUUCACUUGUCUCCGUGGGAGUUUAUCAAAUGGUGGAGUCUAAAAAAAUUACAGCCGCCCACCAAAAAUGCAACUGAAGACGGACAAGGGCUCAGUGUUUGGGUGAGGAAGCAAGGCACCGACAGGAAACCUGUGGAUGGCUGGCAAUAUGGCCGCGACUACAUUUGGAAACAUCCCUUGCCAAAUAGCCGCGCCGCCAACCUGGUCCGACUACCGCAGUGCAAUGGAUGCAAUCGAGCACAGGAAUACUAUCUGGAAAGACGGACCGAACCGCUGAUCCCAUACCCCACGACCUGUCCGUUGCCGAAGCCCGACAUGUCCAAGGAUGCACAGGCCAGGCUCCUCAAUGUCUAUCUGAGGCCCUGGACACUUGAUCUGAAAAGUGCUACCCCGCAUGUCCCGCACAUCAGUGCCUUAGACUUAGAGAUAAGAAGUACUAGUCUCAACCCCCGUAGACGCCUGUUCACCAAGACCGCACCGGGUCCGAGAAGUCAUCACGUAGCAUGGAGAGCAUACAUCCAGCACCACGUAGUGUCGGAACAUGCAGCUCGCACUAUUCGAAACUUUCUGUCCGCAACGGAGUGUGAUCCAGAAGAAGUCGACCUGGCCGAAACACCAGCCAAGCCAACAGACCAUGAAGUGGAUACGACCUGGGUAACUUCCGACACCAUCGAUAAACUUGUCCGCGGUGUGGGCUUCGAAUAUUCGAAACGGUCAGGUCCAGCGGUACGCCGCAUAGUUGAGGAAUGGGAAGCUACUCCGCAGGUUGAUGCAAUAAACUCUUGGUUUGUAAACACUGGAAUACCUGGCAUAAAGCUUGACCAUAGUCAAAGCAAACGGCAGCAACCGACGCCGUUGCCGGAGACCGAACCACUGAGCUGGACCUACCACAACUUAACGCCAGAGUUUGCCACAGCAUGGUUGCAGCGUCUCGCAGAGCAGGGCUCGGUGGCAGUCGAUCCAGCCGCAGGCAGCGCAGAGCAGCGCUCAGCCAGUGCAGAACCGCGCUCAGCAAAUGCAGAGCCGCGGUCAGCAUGUAAACCCACAGCCGAACAACUGAAAUUCCUGCGUGCUGUCGUCGACCGCUGCCUCACAGAGGCUCAAGAAGAACAGGCCGAAAGUUCCCGCAGUGAGCCUUUGCGUGCAGUGUUCCACGGGGUUCCAGGUGCAGGCAAAACUCAAACUCUCAAGUGGUUGCGUGCUUUUUUUGAAAAUUUGUGUGGGUGGCAGCAUCAACAAGAGUUUGUAUACUUGGCACCGCAGAACACCCAAGCUGCACUUAUUGCUGGCAUGACGCUGCACUCGUUUGCCAAUAUCCAGGUGAAAACCAAAACGGCCCGAGCAAAAAACACCGGCACACCGGAACAGUUCGCUAAGUAUCAACGCCUACGGUGGCUGGUGGUGGAUGAAUCUUCGACGGUCGGGUUCGAAAUAUUGGCCACUCUGGAGAAACGCCUGCAGCAGUCUACCAGAGAUCGGGAUACGUGGAAACUUCGGCCAGGAGGAGAACGGAGGCCAUUCGGAGGGCGCAACCUCAUCUUGACCGGGGACUUGUGGCAGUUCCCGCCAGUCAAAGCCACAGCCAUUUACCAGAACCCUUUCCAGUCAAACGCAACCUUCCAAGUCAACGCACUGCAGCAAAUCUGUUGGUCGCACACCUCGCUCGCCAUCCCACACCUGUUUGAGCUCACCCGCGAACAGCGGUGCGAGGACGCCUGGCUCAGCCAAAUUCUUCACCAGGCGAGGCAUGGAAACAUGUCGCAGGAAGUGUGGUCUUUCUUACACGGGUUUCCUACACUCCAUGCGGGCUCGUGGUCCUUUCAAACCAAUCAAGCCACCUGCGGCGAAAAAACUUGCAACAACCUACAUCUUCAACCCACCGCCCCCAACCAGUUGGAAUGUGUCAUUUGCCACCAAGAAAGGGCACGGCGAUGCAUCGUAGGCAAAGACCCAAAGGCCGAGCACUUCCUCAACCAUCCUUUCGUGCAUGGGCUGAAUGCCGCCAAGUACAUUGCAGCCAACCUGCGUGCCAAAUGGGUCGCCAGCACUCGCAAGCACAAGUUGCUUUGGAUAAUUGCUCAAGAUACCCCGCUUUUUCAUGUGGAGGCGACGGAAUUACAAGCCCGGCGCGAAAAUUGGUUGCAGCGCCAUGACCAGUCCACCGGCGGAGUCGUCGGAAUCUUGCCCCUUCUCCACAACAUGCCAAUCCGAGUCACGCAAACCCUGUCUGAUCUUAAAGCGUUCGGGCUCUUCAAAAACACCCGGGGCAUCCUUUGGAAUUGGACACUGCACGAUGUCGACAAAGACGCCGUCGAAACCGCAGAAGGCCGAGACAUCGUGCUACAACGUCUUCCACUGGCAUUGUAUGUCAGAGUGGCCGGGGCAAACUGGCAACAACAUCCAGACCUGCCGGUUGGCGUCGUUCGGAUUGAACCCGUCACCCAGACGUGGACGCUGGAAACGAACGGCAAAGCUACAGUCUCUCGACGCACAACUCAGCGGGUACAUGUGCCUAUCAAGAGUCCGAAAAAGCGAAGAUUUGUGUAUAGUCCAACCUUUCUCCACACAUUCUUAGAAGUGCAUCGGGAAAACCUCACUCUGCCAGAAGCAAAAGCUCGCUUUGAAAAAGAUAAGCCGAACAAGCAGAAGAAUCGUGACAUCCUGUUGUUUUGCCGCGGUUGCAGCCCACAACCGCACCUACAGGAAAAACUUUUGCCACUUCGAGAAUUUGUUUCGGCCUGGGACCAAGAGGAAUGGUUCCGAGUCUUGUCAGAAGGCAUGUGUCGCUUAUGCACCCAAUGUAAAACGAAGCAGAGCAGCCCUGCAACCAAGAGGAAGGCUAAGGAGGUGAAUGCAUGCGCAUAUUGCCAGACCUUGCCAGCCGACCAGACCGGCUACUGUUCGAAGUGUGCCAAAAUUCGCUUAGCGUGCAGCAAGUGUGAUAUCGGGAAGAAAAUCAAAACAAAAAGCCUGCUAGAUUUUAGCCCCGAAGAGAUCAGUCGGAGAAAAAGAACCAAAGAACUCCGAAGAGCACGCUGCAAGAAGUGUGCAGUCGCCCCAGUGACAGCAACUGCAAAACAAGGCUUGUGCUGUAAUUGCAACAAAGCCAUCAGUGUGUCCCACCUUGUGAACUACAGUGCAGAAUCCCAGACCGGAGUGUGCCGCAGCUGCAUGUGGAAGAGUCCAUUGAUGAGCAGUGAUGAGAUGAACCAGUGGUUUCCUUCCUUCAAACCUGAGGAUGUGCAGUUGGAGACGAUCACACCACUGAGCUCAGACGCUGCUUUCGCGGAACGGAUGCGAUUGGCAUUGGGCACAGGGGUUUUCGAAGACCAGGCUCAGGGAAGGCUGACGGUCAUCACCCCGUUGUUCCCAGAUGAGUUCAAGUUCGGAGUGAUCACGAGGGACAACCAGACAAUGAAGUUGCAGGAUGUGGCCAAGGGAGCAGACAAGGACUUCCGUAAGCAAGCAAUGCAGUUUACUUCAUCAUCAUUGACUGAUGUGGCCAAGAUGGGAGCAGACAAGGACUCACGGUCCACGUCGGCGUCGAGCCAUUAUGAGGUCCUGGAAGAGACAAUGGACAUUCACUUCAUGCGCUUCAUGCUUAAGGUACUGAAGGACAAUCCAGAGGCGCGCAUCAGCAUUUUUGAAGUUGGGAACCCAGAGCCAACCGAUGAGGCACCAGCUUUGACGUUAGUCAACCACUUGUGGUGGCAACUCCUCAGCCCCUAUCUGAAAACGGCUGGCAACAUCAUCAGCACCUACUACGCGGAAGAUCCUGAGGUGUAUUUCAAGAAACAAAGGAACGAUAGGCAUUUGGACUUCCAUGAGUUGGGAUACCCUCAGAACUGGGGGACGGCCUCACCCGCAUUUGCUAUGGCCCUUGUGUGCCCACAGCUUCGCUACCUGUCUCACGAUGUGAGGCAUCGGGUUCUCGAAGUUUGGCUGUGGCGUGCCACAACAUCUCAGUGUUGGCUCGAGUCAAAGACCUUUGUGAAGUCAUUAACACAGACGAUUUGCAAGUUGAUCCAUACAGGAUGGUUCUUGCAGCUCCCAACGGGCUUGAAAACGCUCGAGAGUUUGGAAGAGUUGCUGAAGAUCCGUGAAGCAUUCGUGGAUAGAUUGAGGAGUUCACGACUGGCUCCAGGGAUCCAAGGGAUUGAGGAUUUGCUCACCUGUCACCUGUCCACAGUCACAGUCAACCAGUUGGCCCUGACUUCUAGGUGGCCAGACCGACGUCGAACCCAUGGACUUCGGAUCUAUUUGGAGCCCAUGGCAAUGACUUCGGAGCCUUGGGAUGGAUGGAAUGCUAGUCUUAGUCUUGUCUUCUUGAGCUUGAAGACCGGCAUUGAAAAUGCCAUCGAAAUCCCAUGUCUGGGACGAGAGAUCAUGGGCGACGUUUUGAACAGCAAGUUCAGGGGCUAUUUGCAUCAGAACAACCCAGCCAAGUCUGUGAAGCGAGGGGGGCAGAUCUUGGAUGGUGAGGUUCAAGACAUGCUGAUGGAGCAGAAGGAGAUCAUUGCGUGCGCGCUCUAUGUGGUGGAGUGCGCGAAGCUCCUGAAGUACCACCACAAGAUGACGUGGGUGGUCUUCCUCCUGACGUGUUCAGCUGGCAAGCAUCGGUCUGCUAUGGUGGCAUUGCUGGCAGCCUUCAUGUUGGAUGAGCUUGUCUUCUUGCCAUCUUACCACACGUUGUCAUCAGAGCCAUGGGAAGUGAAAGAGGAUGAACUGCAGAAACAGUUGCAAGCAGCUUGCGCGCCGGUGUACUUUGCCCUGAAGAAUCUGCCGGUGGAAGAGGCAUCGUACGUGGCUAUGCUGGGCCUGGCAACUUUCUCCGAUGAUGGCCGCAAGUUCGCGCUGGCAAUCCUGAAUGCCCUCCAACGUGACAGGUGGCGUUGCAUGACAAGUUUUGAACAUGUGACAGGUGAAGCUGAUCCGGAUAAAAAGAGGUGGGGUUCGGCCGACGCUGCCAUCAUUGCCCAUUGCCGUGAGAAGAUGAAGCUGUUGACUGCCCAACAUUGGACGGCAUCAACAGGGCAAGAGCACCCAAAGCGUAGUGUCAUUGUCACUGAAAAUUUCACAAUUGAUUUGUCCAUCGCCAUGUCGGCCAUCACGAAUGAUUUUGUGGUGGCCCCUGAAUUGUGGCAAGUCUCCUUGCACAACCAUGUGAAAGUCUUGUACCAGGAGUGCACGACCACCAGGGAGCUCUUGGCUACGAAGAUCGCAGGCUUGACUUUGCCAAGUGCGGUUGAGGACGUGAAGGCAGAGAUUGCCAGCAUGUUCAAGGCUUUGAGUGGGGAAGAUGAUGAAGCAGCAUCUCAGUUUGCAAGCGAGUCAGUGGACCACACUUUGAAAAGCUGUUCGGAGGGCAUGGUGUCUAGUUCCAUGUGGUGUCUGAUGAGAUCUGAAAUUGAGCAGGGAAAGCUGGGCACGGAUCACACAGCCUUGCAGAUUUUCAAGACCCUCUUGAAGGUUCCCACCCUAUGGGAAGGCACGGCAUCCACCAAUGAUUCUUUGAUUCAGCAGGCAUUCCGCCAGAAUGUCAAAGGCAGUAUGAUCAAACCUCUGAGCUGCAUUCAAUGGUGUGACUUGGUGCUUGUCGCUGCAUACCCUGAUGGGGAUGUCCAGCAGCUGCUGAGUUUUGAGAACCGUUUGGCCAGAAAGGAGGUUGGCAAGCGGUUGGUAAAAACUUUCGAGAGCUUGCUGUGUGGCUUCGACAGCAAGGUGAAUGCUGAGGGCAUUGUAGUUGGACAGAAACAGGUGCCUUGA
Molecule: messenger RNA, 8784 nt
Organism: Cladocopium goreaui
Lineage: Eukaryota; Dinophyceae; Suessiales; Symbiodiniaceae
Source: the annotation of a GenBank genome assembly